Molecule: messenger RNA, 2142 nt
Organism: Lolium rigidum
Lineage: Eukaryota; Viridiplantae; Streptophyta; Magnoliopsida; Poales; Poaceae
Exons: 7
Coding region: 1-2142 (713 amino acids)
Molecular function (GO): protein binding
Source: RefSeq, a predicted model, not a curated record
AUGCUUCCCCUCCAUCUCAUCGAGGAGAUCCUCCUCCGCCUCCCACCGGACGACCCCGGGUGCCUCUUCCGCGCCUCCGCCGUCAGCAAGCCAUGGCGCAGCAGCGUCACCUGCUCCAGCUUCGGCAGCCGCUACCGCGAGUUCCACGGGACGCCGCCCUUGCUUGGCUUCUUCGAGGUCGAUCGCGCCUUUGGCUGCUGGUUCGCUCCCUCGUCCCCCACCUCCCCCUUGCCCCCGACCCAUCCCGACCCCCGUGAACUCUUCGUCCUCGACUCCCGCCAUGGCCUCGUCCUCUUAAGAACUCCUGGCUGGAGGAAGGAUGAGCCCGCGGUGAGCCUCAUCGUCUGGGACCCCGUCCGCCGCCGCCAGUGGGAGUUUCCACCUCCGGAGUUCGCCGACGACAUCGUCUACGACAACGCCGUGGUGCUUUGCGCCGACGACCACCUCGGCUUCACCGUGGUCUAUGUGGGCACCGAUGGCGGCCCCGGGACCCCCUACGCCUCCGUCUUCUCUUCACAGACUCGUGCCUGGAGCGCUGUUGCCACUAUCCCUGACAAGUAUAUCGAAAUCCUCAGAUGUGGGCCCAAAGCCCUCCUAGGGAAUGUGCUCUACUUCUGCGGCUGUGACAAUCUAGUUCUGCGCUACGACUUGUUCAGCCGCCAACUAUCAAUCAUCGAGGGGCCCAUACGCUCGUGCGAUUAUUAUGUCCUCGUGAAAACGGAGGAAGGCGUGCUUGGAUGGGCAACAAUGGAGGAGGAACCUGAGCUUUGCUUGUGGUCGAUGGAGACUGCUCCUAACGGAGCUGUGGCAUGGACACAGCGCACAGUCAUCAAGGUUGACAACCCCUGUGGCCUGCUUGGCUUUGUGGAUGGACUCUUUUACCUCAACACAUCAAGUUGUAUCUUCACGGUUGAGCUUAAGUCGGGCCGAGUCAACAAGAUAUCCAUCAGCCGUCUCAGUCUCGGUUCCUAUCUGAAACCGACUCUAUUUCCCUACAUGAGCUUCUACACUCCAGAUCAAGCUGGGACCAGAACACUGCCAUCAACCAUGGCCUCCUCCUCCGACGGGCAGGUGGGAAAUGAGCAGGGGAAAGGGGACGAGGGGGACGGAUGGUUGGAAGUGAGCGCCGAGAAGGAGUGUGAUGAUGAUGAGGAGGAACACCAGGAGGAGAAAGCUAUGCAGGAACUGUUUGACAAGUGCCCCAAAGCCUUUAAGGAUGGGGACUUUGUCUUUGCUGUAGACUUCUUCCGGCGCACCCUCAAGAUCAGGGUGGCACGUCAUGGUAAACUUUCUCCAAAGUGUUUCAGCACAUAUGUCAAAUAUGGACGUGCUUUGCUAGGCAAUACUAUACUCAAGACCGAGAGUGCAUCAAAUCAAGAAUCGGUGGAGGGUAUAACCAUGCAAAAUGAUACUAGACACUCACAAGAUUUGGAUCUGGCGUGGAGGAUGUUUCAUGUUACAAGGUCGUCAGAUUUGGAUCUGCCGUGGAGGAUGUUGCAUGUUGCAAGGUCAAUACUUGAAAAGAGUCCUGGUAGCACUAUGGAGAAAGUUGAAAUCCUUGCUACUCUUGCUGAAGUCUCAAUGCAAGGAGAAGACAUAGCCUACUCUCUCAAUGCCUGCUUCAAAGCUUUAGCCAUCUUGGAGCAUUUGAUUGGAGAUGUGAAGGCUAUUUCAUUGUGCAAGUCGCACAUAGUGGGCCUGAAAAGGGCCAAUGAAGAUUUCUUGGCUGAUAAAGGUGAUGAUGCAUCUGCUACUGAAAAUCGCUCGUACACUCUAGCCAAGUGCAUCGAGUAUUUGACUGAAAAAUUAUUGCGUGCACUAGAGAAGAAGAUUCAGCUUGAAGACCUGGAGGAAGCAAUAUCAACGCCAGUCUCAGAGGCAAUUGGUGCGCAGAAUGUUGGAAAUGAUGUGCCAAGAGCUGAAUCUUUGGCUUCUUUGCAAUGUUCCGGACCAAGCAAACCGACCAUAACCAACCUUGAGGUUGCAGGCCGAGGCAUCAAACGAGCUAAUGUCAAGCAGGCCUCUUCUGAGCCUAGUCCCAAGAAGUUCGCAGAGAGCUCUCCAUCUGUACAAGUUGAUAGCAGCAACAGCUCAGAUGGUCAUCUCUCAGCAUCAGACAGUGAUGGCUCUGUAUCAGAGUAG